Molecule: messenger RNA, 1506 nt
Organism: Metarhizium album ARSEF 1941
Lineage: Eukaryota; Fungi; Ascomycota; Sordariomycetes; Hypocreales; Clavicipitaceae
Exons: 2
Coding region: 1-1506 (501 amino acids)
Source: RefSeq, a predicted model, not a curated record
AUGACCCUGAAAGAGAGGAUUUCUUCACCCCUCGAAGCUGGUCCGUCCAUCCUUGAUGCCCAUCGUCUUCCCCCUCACUUGACGCCCGCUCUCGAAUAUGCCUCGUCUCGCCUUGCCAAGAAGUCUCUCCAUCUUACCCUUGUCGUCGUCCGAAGAGACUACCAGCUACCCAGCGUUGUUCCUCCUCUGAGAUCGCCGGGCCUGUCUGCUCCAGCCACGCCCGCCUCUCCGCCCUCUGCCAAGUUCGGCUUUUCUACCGGCCCUGUCGCGGCCCUGAAGCAUCUUGUCCGGACAGCAUCACGACAGAGCUCGCAUUCGGCACAGUCCAACGGCUCCAAAGGUGCUGUGUCGUCGCCGGCUACAACCACCCUGGACUCUCCCGGUCCGAGACUUCGAUGGCCUCUCUCGCCUUGUACGCCUUUGUCUCCGCCUCCCAUGACGCCAUGCACACCGUCCUCUGUUGCGACGGACUACACUGGUCCUAUGACACCAGCCGGCUGGGGGAUUCGCUUGAUACACGCAUCUGAUUUGUGUGCCAAAAAUCAAAGAAUCCAGCGGGCGGUGUUUACGAAAACUGCACAAAAGUUUGGCCUGGGGUCUUGUCUCUCACCCGCCGUCGACCCCUCAACUUGUGGCCUAUCCGCCCAUCUCAUCGCAAACUCCCUUAUCCAAAACGAAGUCCUCUUCUCCUCCGACGGGCUCACUCUCCUCUCUCUCGAGCGACUGUACAGCCUCAAGAGCGCUCUGUCGAGUUAUUCCAAAACCAAGGCCCAUUUACGUCUCGAGGACGCAGUCGACGAGCUCCGUCGGUAUAUUCUUGCCAACAACGGCGCCAAGGUCACCAAGUCAGAUUUGCUACGCUCCUAUGAGUGGCUGAGCGCAAGUUCGUCUGCUGUGUCAGACCUGGACAAGAUGUACAGAAGGGCGUACGGAGGACCCGGCGAGGUGGGCGCCAUAUCCGGAGUCGGGCCUCCCUCUCCCACGGUAGUCCCGCCUCACGCACCCGAGCCGGUGGUUCGCCCAGACGAGGAUUGCGAGUUCCUCACCGAGUAUGACGACGAUCCCGAUCUGAGCCCCACGCAGAUUGGACUCGCGGUAACCACGUUUGAAAUGAGCAAGCCGGCCUCGCCCAAGGGCCCGGUCUUGAAGAUUCAGACGAAAUUCAAGACAAAACCUAUGCUGCGGAGAAAGCCGGGCUUUGGACCAGACCUCGGGGGAAGGGACAACAAGGUCGAGGGCCCUGAGAAGAAAGACGGCGAGGAGGGCGGCGAUCGGCCGGCACGGCCUCUCGAAGCGGCAUCGGGGGGGUGCACACCUUGGCCAACAUCGAUAGACAAUGUCCUGAGUGGAGCCGUGACGAGUGCCGACGCGAGCUCCGCGUGCCUAGUGCCAAUGACCCCCAAGGAAUAUGAUGAUAUUUCGCCCAUAACGAGAGGAGAAUGGGGCUUCUUGAUGGUUGACGACGCGUUUCGGGGAGGGCGGACCGUCGCAGUGGAAACGUGCUGA